GUUUCCUUGAUGCGAUCUGCUGUCUUGUGCUGCGAUUGAUGGCAUUGCAGUCAUGGCAGACUCAUCGCAAGCAGCGACUUCGCUGCUGACGGAGCACCUACAGUAUACGCCUCUGUCACUAAUCGACGACAUCAUCAAUUCUGUAAAUAACUUUGUCUAUCAAGGCGUCGGGAGCUUGGAGACUGGAUUGCUUUCGACUCCGCCUGAAAAAUUGGGUUUCAAGGCGACAACAGCAACAGGCGCGGACGGCGCAGAGGAAAACGAGUUUCCAGAAGCAAAGCAAGAGAUUGAAGAGGGCCUCCACAAGCUCGAGACACUGCUGAAUUCAACCGUGGACAAGAAUUUUGACAAAUUUGAGAUCUACGUACUGAGAAACAUUCUAUCGGUGCCUGCGGACCUCGUCAAUUGGGUGCGCCUCAGCCACUACCAGAACAUCACCUACCCUCCGCCUGAAGAUGCUCCUACUGUCGAAGAAAUACAACUCCUUCGGCGCAAACUGGCAGCCUCCCGGGCAUUGUCCCACAACCUUCAUGAGGAACACAAUCACAAUCAAGCACUGCUGAAACAACUUCGUGCGCUUGUUGGUGGUGUACAGGAAGAGGCAAACUCCGUGUCUUUCCUGACGCAGAGUCCAGCUGCUCAAGCAUUGAACGUGGCCGGAAAUCCUGAUCAACAGUUGUUGACCACAAACACCAAAUUCGCAGUCUCACAGUUACCAGCCCUCCGAGGACUGCUCGCUGAACUCAGACCGAAACUGAAGGCGCUGAAAGCUUUGCAUGGAAAUGCUGGACUGACCAGCGCAAAAGAGGAGAUCAAAGAAGAGAGGCGUGGCUACAUCGAACAACGCACGCGAUUACAUCUGGAGCGGAAUGGCGUCAGCCCAGCCGGGGAUUCUAGCCUGCUGUUCGCAAAACGAGUCGAUGAGGAGGAGGUCCAGGCCCUCGAGAAGGUCGCCUCGAUAUUUGACCAGAAUUGAAAGAUGUGAAGACGGUGGCACGAUACUAGCACCGAAGACAAUGCUUACACGACAUCUAUGAAGCGAACAGAUGUACCCCGCAACUGCCACGAGUUUCAACAUUCGCUCUAGGAACGGAUACAAGGCUGUUAGACGUGAAACUGACAUUUCGCAGUUUCCUAAAACCGCUACGGGAGAUACCUCUUUCGGAAUUCACGAACAAGUUGAUUCACCAACAACGCAAUAUGUCGUGCAUAAUGACCAGGUCAUGGCCUUUUCAAGGGCGGGGACAGCAUGCCCGUCGAUGCCUAUCUAAUACACUUCAAGCCCAAGUGUGGUGAAGGUCGAAUUACCUAGGGACUGAUGCGGGACGAUAGGAUCCUCUAUCGGCUACUGGCGUGACCGAUUCGAGGAUAGCUAGCGGGGAUAGCUGCAGCAGCAGGGCAGCUUCUUGAAGGCACAAAGAGGUCCCCUCCGACUAAAGUUCCAUUCCCAUAUGCCGGACCAGAGGAGAAUGAGUUUAGUGUCUCUGCGUCGAGUCGCAUGAGAGUAUCAUUGCGUCGAAGAAUGUUACGGAAGCCUUGGGCGGGUUAGGGAUCUGGCUUCCGAUAAAGAGGCAGAUGGGCCAAUCACAGGUGGGAGCGAUCGAUUAGGAUGGAGGAUCUCCAAUAGGCCCAACGGCAAAGCGAGAUGAAAUCUCUUCGGGCGACGAUGGUGGUUGCUGGGCAGGCAGAAUGGGUGCAUCUAGGCUGAUGCUAGCCUUGAACGAGGAGGUCGACUCGGCGAACCGAGGCGCUGAUCGCCCACCAAGUGCGACACUUUGCUGGAUUUUGCUGUGACUAAAGAAUUGUGACUUGUUUGUUGUUCUUUUCUUGCUGCAGCCGAUGCGUUGUGCACUAGAUACAAAUAUGGAAUACCGUGCAAACUACUGCUAUAGUACCGUAUACCAAAAAUAGGGAUCUAC
Molecule: messenger RNA, 1919 nt
Organism: Exophiala oligosperma
Lineage: Eukaryota; Fungi; Ascomycota; Eurotiomycetes; Chaetothyriales; Herpotrichiellaceae
Exons: 3
Coding region: 53-976 (307 amino acids)
Biological process (GO): mitotic cell cycle; mitotic sister chromatid segregation; kinetochore assembly
Cellular component (GO): chromosome, centromeric region; nucleus
Source: RefSeq, a predicted model, not a curated record